Toxoplasma gondii ME49 is the source of this 4214-nucleotide messenger RNA. RefSeq lists its product as hypothetical. NCBI's taxonomy places the organism in Eukaryota, Apicomplexa, Conoidasida, Eucoccidiorida, Sarcocystidae. The record is from RefSeq and is a predicted model, not a curated record. The transcript is spliced from 5 exons. Bases 107 to 3400 code for a protein of 1097 amino acids.
CACGCUUUCUCCGCCUUGUUUUACGAAUAAUAUCCCUUCGGUCUUGUGAGAAGCGUGGACUGGAGGACUGCCUAACGGCACGCAACUCUCCACCACGUGCGAUGACAUGGUGAAACCUGAGAACCAUCUUUCCUCGCUAAGCACCCCGCAUGGGCACCCCUUUGUAACCUCCUUGAGCUCGGAAUGUGACUGGGAUGGCAUGUCACAACUGAAUAUGCUUACCGAGGAAAGGAUACAGUGGACAUCCCUGACAAAAACAAAGGCGGAUCUUCACACGCCGCCAGCUAAUUUACACAGAAAUGUGCGAUCAAUGCACACUAAGAUGGUAUCGCGCGUGUCGAGACGCCCUGCGGCUUCUGUGCGCCCGCUGGUCUGGGGCGAUAGCUCCAAUAAAGGAUGUGAGAGGGAGCGUCCUGCCACCGGUUCUACACCCUCCUCUUCCAAAGCGAAAAAAGUGAGCUCUUCGGGAACGAAUACUCUUGACAUGUGCCUCACCGGCAGUCCGGCGCCGUGCGUCAUUGGUUCCCCAACGUCCGCAGAUGCGUCUCGAGCACCCACCAAUGCCUCUCCCCGACACAGAAGCUCGACUGCCAUUGAGGCGGUGAAUUCGCAGCGAGAAGCACGGGCUCAACUGAUAUCUCAAUAUUUUCCAGGCGCCGAUCCGGCGACGCUCAGCAAUACCCUAUGGGAAUGGUUGGAAGUCGGUGAUGAUGCUGAGAGCGCAGGCGGGCUGAACCCGAGGAGGCGGAUCUUUAAGCCUUCACGCUUUUUGCAGGAGCUGCUCUUGGCACUGUCCGAUGAUCCAAGUGCUGACGACGGUGCGGGAAACCCCGUUUUUUCGAUGAAGCCAAUAACUCCGACGGCUGCAAAGACACUUGCGAGCACGCAAGGCCUUCCGGUGGGUGGCCGUGUGUUUCCCGGAUCAGUGCAUGGUCGAAUCGGCACUAAUUCAAGGCGUCAAGACAGGAUUACGUCUUACACUUAUAGAAGCCGUAAGAAGAAGCACAGAAAGAAAACACAGAGUUGCUUUCGGCGUGGCAAGGUAACCCAGCAGCCUGCGGCUGACUUGCCAGCUACACCUUGCGCGAAUGUGGAGCAGAGUGAGCAACUGAACAGCGAGAAGGAUAGUGAACACUGCUCGGGAAUUGCUGCAGCCGAUCCAGAAAGCUGUCGGAGCGUCGGCCGUGAUGUAGGACAAGGGGAAACCCUCUCCGAAAACGAAGCUCUUUUCCAGGAUGAACGACCGACAGAGAAGAGCUGCCUAAAGCGGUGGCCCUCCGCUGAGCUUACAUCCUCGGAAGAUGCGAAGUUUUCUUUCCAGCCGACUGAACGACUGGAGGCAUCAGAGGUCUGGCACCUUUGGAAACCCCGUCCUCUGUCUCAGAAAUUCUUUCGCCGAGAGAGACGUGCGACAUAUCCAGGAACCGCUGUGCCUCCUCUAUUCACCCGCAAAGUAUCUACGCCUCCAGCGCUUCUGUUACCACUCUCUUCCCCAGAGGAAGUCGGGAAGAGCUGCAGGUCUUCUAGAGUUCUUUCGGGUGCCACCCACAGGGUCCUUUCCGCCGCCGAUGCAAACUUGUGUAGUAACGCGAGCAAACCGAGUAUUUCACAGAGCGUAGCCUGCGAACUUCGUACACCCAGAAACGACAAAAAAUUCCGACAGAGAGCCAGCCACCAAACGCCCUCACUGACGUAUGCUGCUCCGCGGAUCAAGGGAGUCUGUCAGCGAUACCUUUCCCGAGUUGAGCGCCAACAAGAACGGCGUGCCGUGCCUGUACAACAUGCUCCUCUCUACACUGACCCGCGAACAACUCAGGAAUAUAUGCGAGCCAAGGAGAUCGAGCUACAAAUGAGAGUAAAGUGUCUUCGCCAAACCAAACUAAAGGAUCUGCGGCACUCGGACCUUGCACGCCUUCUACACGGCGAGGGCUCAAGACCGAGGGACCGAAAACUCUCGUGCAGACUUAGGAACACAAGGUCCCGCAUAACACGGAGUGUGGUUCGCGAUAUUCCAGUAGUGGCACAGCCAAUGGGAGAACCCGCGGACCCAACGGCUUCAACAUUCCCCCACAACGUGGCGGAUGGGGACGGAUCUCACUCAGCGUAUUCAAGUUUUCCUAGCGCUUCUUCACCUUUGGGCAUCAAUCGAGGCAGCAGUGCUGACGUCACACUGCGCUGUCAACUACCUGUAUCUCCCUCCCCGUCGACUUCCUCAACAGGGUCCUCUCACUUUGGUACGCGAGGUUCGCCCUCCUGUAGAUGCAGCACGCGUUUCUCUCUGUUCCGGUCUUCCUUUUUGGCGGGCCGAGCGCACAGUAGGCGUCGAAGCGCUGCUUGGCUACAGCUCCUUACUGCCGCCCCCGAACAGAGCUCGGCGACAAGAGAGCGUAUCCUCUGGCCAGCAGCGACGGUGUGUGAAGUCGCUCCCACUAGCCACGUUUUACCCUGGAUCCCGGCGAGAUUCAGCAGAUCUAUUUCAUCUAGACCUGUUCGGAGAACCUUCUCCUUCAGGACCCUGACGAAAGUCGUGCAAUUCGUUACACGAGCUCGACUGCAAGGAGCCCUCACGAGGUUCGUUGACGUCACGGGAUUGCGGGGGAUCGAUCUGCAGUCAGCGCGAGCCGCAACCGUGAAGCUGACUCGUCUCCAACGCGCAGCAAGAGAGUUUCUGCGACGUCAUCGAGAUGCAUGCGAAACCGUCGGAAGAAAGCUGCAACAAGCAGAGACAAAGAUGAUUUUAACUGUUCUGCAAGCACAUCCUGGAGAGUCUCAACGUCUGCUACAGCAUCGUGCACGGGAGUCACUUAUUGACAGCUUCAGGAUUGAUUCUACCUUGAAGCAGCAAUGGAUUUUGAGCCUUGUGAGAGAAGGUGGUCGACUGCAAGUUGAAGAAGCUACUGCAUACAAAGUGGAAAUGAAGGAGUUUUCGCAGACCUGCAGAGAAUGGCGCGUUGUGUGCAAGUGGCUUGGCCAUGACCAGAGGGCCUGGUGGCCCUCUCAGCCUCAGCCGCCACCGAUGCCAGGCUCCCGCAUGACGGAAGUAUCUCCAAACAAACUCGAGGCGAUGCUUUCGCUGGGUUUGUACAAAAAACGGAAUUUCAAAGAGGUUGUGGCUUCCUUGCAGGCGCGCGAACACGAACUUGCUCUCCGCCCAGAAGGGACGACGACGGUGUAUUCUGCUCGAAGCGAACGCUAUCGGCACCUUUUCUCCGGUGUCUCGUUCAGAGUGUUCCAGACACUGUGGGGACAUGCUGAUAAUUCCGAAGCAGAAAUUUCGUCAUUUCUCAAGCUGUUCACUCCCAGUCGUCAAAACAUCAGUAGAAGCAGUCUCGGCCAUAUCUACUGCGAGCCGCUGGAUGAGUGGAUCCCAGAAAACAAUAACGAGAAGACUCCUCUGUGAAAGCCUCGAUCCUAAAGACUGGAGGGUUCGGCAACGCCCCGUUCCGCCACAGACACCACCCCCGUCAAUUUCGCUCCCAUGAUUUGGUUGCCUACUCUCUUCAGAGCUCUACAUCUACGUGCAUGCACGGGCAAAAUGUACCAGGAUGCGCGGAUGAUUCAGUUAGUGUCAGAACGACGUUAAAUGAGCACCCAAAUAUGUUCUGAGGGGCGGCAUACUUGCAGUUGGUUGUAACGAGGCUUCCGGUCUGCAAAGGAGUAACCCAGUUUAUGUAGAAACUGAUGACCAGAGGCUCUAAAGAGAAGCCUCUGAAGACAAGGGCAGGGACUGGAUUGCCGUGUUUUUUAUAUUCUUCACAUAUCUAGAGGGCAGCUGCCUAUCGACAAAGCUGGCGGGUAACUACACUCGGACAUCCAAAGAGGUCCGGGUUUAGGCAAGAAUGCCGAUAUUCUGAAGGGUGAAAAUGUGUGACCUUGUGAGUGCCCCGAAAACCACAGAACUAGGACCGCGUCGCACAGUGUAGAGUGUGUGGGCUAUUUGCGACUCUUCGAUGCCGUUCUGUCCGAGUAGCCUACGAGGUUUGCCAACGCUUUUUCUCCAGAAAAGGCUGAGCCACGAGUUGCCAACUGCUUGCUUCGUGCCUUCAUAGCACGUGCACAGAUUGGAGAAAGUUGCGAAAGAGUACCGUGGCUGAUAAUGUUGAUCAAAAACGAUGGAAAGGUGCCUUGUGAAUGGUUCCAGCGCUAGUGUAUGUUUCAGUUUUUUACGGCUUCCAACUGACAAUGCGACGACCUUUUCGAAACCCCCUCUCGAG